Molecule: messenger RNA, 4572 nt
Organism: Rhinopithecus roxellana (golden snub-nosed monkey)
Lineage: Eukaryota; Metazoa; Chordata; Mammalia; Primates; Cercopithecidae
Gene: SLC20A2
Product: solute carrier family 20 member 2
Exons: 12
Coding region: 1696-3243 (515 amino acids)
Biological process (GO): phosphate ion transmembrane transport
Cellular component (GO): membrane
Molecular function (GO): phosphate transmembrane transporter activity
Source: RefSeq, a predicted model, not a curated record
UAUGCUUGGUGUCUUUACCUGUUAGUUUGAGUUCCAACAUGCUCUGUAGAUGAUCAGUUACCUACAGAGGACAAUUUUUCUAGCCAAGCAGUAAAUCCACCUUAAAAUGCUUCUUGCCAAGGACAAUGCCUUUGCAAAUAUUUGAGAUGUUUAUUCUCAGUUGUGAUUUAUUACUGAAUCUGUGUCUUCAUAGCUACUCCUUGGGAGGUGCAGAAGGAGGCAGAGCCAGAAAGCAAGUCCCUGCAAUCAGUUCGUUAUAGAGAAAGAAAAAGCUGUUAUUUCAGCGUUCUGGUGGAUAGACUUUCCGAUAUGUAUGUUCUGUGUCUAUUUAAUUUCAUGUAGUGCUGCAUCUAAUCACUCUGUUUAAUCGAACAGAAUGUCCUUUUGCUUUGCUUUUGCUUGUAAAGAGCACACAGCACUGCCACCUUGUUGCCAAAGUUUGGUCUGAUUUGAAUGUGCUUAAAAAUCAAGUGAAUGCCUGUUUGGAAAAAGCUUACUCCUUCUCUUUGUCAGUACUUGCAAAAACAACUUAAAAGAAGUUAGCAUUGUUGGACUGAAUUCAGUAAUUAGCAUAAUCAUGAUGCUAUGUAUUGUUCACCAGGGCACGCCCCUUGGCCGCAUUUCCCAUUAAGAGGACACCGAUGUUGUCCUAGUGAAUAAAUCCCGGCACACAUGAUGCAAAUCAGCGUGUUCCUGCCUGCCGCUUGGCUGCGGUUAAUUUUAGCCGGGGUUAGUUCUAUGAGUUGUAAAAGUAGAAGUUAGCAAGCUGAAAUGUGACUUCUCGGCCUAAUGUGAUAGGAUAUCUAUUUUAGACUUCAGAUUGUGUUUAUGAUCAGGAGAGCAGUCUUCUGAAGAAUUGUGGCUCAGUUUUCUUGGAAACUACUUGAGGAGACAUCACAGCUUUCCCAGAUCAGGAAGAAAAAUAUGGAAUGUGUUUUACCGCUGACUGAACACAACCAAAUGAACUGUCCUGACAGUAGUUUGCAAACCAGCAGCUAGCAGUUUGUCCAGCCUCUAACAUUGUCCAGCACUUUCCAGAGCAAACUCACUGUUUACAAGAACUCUUGGCCUUACGAAGUUUAUAACCUCAAGCUUUGUUUAUUUAAAAUAUUCCUGCAAAAGAAAAGUACCCGGCACCCACUUUCCAAAAUGGCCAUGGAUGAGUAUUUGUGGAUGGUCAUUUUGGGUUUCAUCAUAGCUUUCAUCUUGGCCUUUUCUGUUGGUGCAAACGAUGUUGCCAACUCCUUUGGUACGGCCGUGGGCUCUGGUGUGGUGACCUUGAGGCAGGCGUGCAUUUUAGCUUCAAUAUUUGAAACCACCGGCUCCGUAUUACUAGGAGCCAAAGUAGGAGAAACCAUUCGCAAAGGUAUCAUUGACGUGAACCUGUACAACGAGACGGUGGAGAUGCUCAUGGCUGGGGAAGUUAGUGCCAUGGUUGGUAGAGAUGACGGCACAACAGACAGCUGAUGUAUACGGGUAAUUUGGUUAGGGAGAAGAGGGUUAGAGAGGAAUUCUACCACCUUCUGCUUUCAACAGGACAUAUCCUCUUGUAGGAAGAGUCCUGCAGCAGGAGGUUCCGCUGUGUGGCAGCUGAUCGCUUCCUUCCUGAGGCUUCCAAUCUCAGGAACGCACUGCAUUGUGGGUUCUACUAUAGGAUUCUCGCUGGUCGCAAUCGGUACCAAAGGUGUGCAGUGGAUGGAGCUUGUCAAGAUUGUUGCUUCUUGGUUUAUAUCUCCACUGUUGUCUGGUUUCAUGUCUGGCCUGCUGUUUGUACUCAUCAGAAUUUUCAUCUUAAAAAAGGAAGACCCUGUUCCCAACGGUCUCCGGGCACUCCCAGUAUUCUAUGCUGCUACCAUAGCAAUCAAUGUCUUUUCCAUCAUGUACACAGGAGCACCAGUGCUCGGCCUGGUUCUCCCCAUGUGGGCCAUAGCCCUCAUUUCCUUUGGUGUCGCCCUCCUGUUCGCUUUCUUUGUGUGGCUCUUCGUAUGUCCGUGGAUGCGGAGGAAAAUAACAGACAAAUUACAAAAAGAAGGUGCUUUAUCACGAGUAUCUGAUGAAAGCCUCAGUAAAGUUCAGGAAGCAGAGUCCCCAGUAUUUAAAGAGCUACCAGGUGCCAAGGCUAAUGAUGACAGCACCAUCCCGCUCACGGGAGCAGCAGGGGAGACGUCCGGGACCUCAGAAGGCACCUCUGCGGGCAGCCACCCUCGGGCUGCAUACGGAAGGGCGCUGUCCAUGACCCAUGGCUCUGUGAAAUCGCCCGUCUCCAACGGCACCUUCGGCUUCGAUGGCCACACCAGGAGCGACGGUCAUGUGUACCACACCGUGCACAAAGACUCGGGGCUCUACAAAGACCUGCUGCACAAAAUCCACAUCGACAGGGGCCCCGAGGAGAAGCCGGCCCAGGAAAGCAACUACAGGCUGCUGCGCCGUAACAACAGUUACACCUGCUACACCGCAGCCAUCUGCGGGCUGCCAGUGCACGCCACCUUCCGAGCCGCGGACUCAUCGGCCCCAGAGGACAGCGAGAAGCUGGUGGGCGACACCGUGUCCUACUCCAAGAAGAGGCUGCGCUACGACAGCUACUCAAGCUACUGCAACGCGGUGGCAGAGGCGGAGAUCGAGGCGGAGGAGGGCGGCGUGGAGAUGAAGCUGGCGUCAGAGCUGGCCGAUCCUGACCAGCCACGAGAGGACCCUGCGGAGGAGGAGAAGGAGGAAAAGGACGCGCCCGAGGUGCAUCUCCUGUUCCAUUUCCUGCAGGUCCUCACCGCCUGUUUCGGGUCGUUUGCUCACGGCGGCAAUGACGUGAGUAAUGCCAUCGGUCCCCUGGUAGCCUUGUGGCUGAUUUACAAACAAGGCGGGGUAAUGCAAGAAGCAGCUACACCCGUCUGGCUGCUGUUUUAUGGAGGAGUUGGAAUCUGCACAGGCCUCUGGGUCUGGGGGAGAAGAGUGAUUCAGACCAUGGGGAAAGACCUCACUCCCAUCACGCCGUCCAGUGGCUUCACGAUCGAGCUGGCCUCAGCCUUCACGGUGGUGAUCGCCUCCAACAUUGGGCUUCCAGUCAGCACCACACACUGCAAGGUGGGCUCGGUGGUGGCCGUGGGCUGGAUCCGCUCCCGCAAGGCUGUGGACUGGCGCCUUUUUCGGAACAUCUUCGUGGCCUGGUUCGUGACCGUCCCUGUGGCUGGGCUGUUCAGCGCUGCUGUCAUGGCUCUUCUCAUGUAUGGGAUUCUUCCAUAUGUGUGAUUUGUCUUCUUCCAGCUGCAAACAGCUAAAGCGAUGGUCUGGUGUGGGCGUGUGGGAAACAUGUGCCCUCAUGCCACACAUACACAUCCUGGCCUUGCACGGCUCUCAUGACCAGCUCUCCGCCUCCCUUCCAGGAGGCUGCAUCCCACACUGUUCACCCGGGCUGCGGAGACUCACCUUCUCAAGCUAACUUAACUACUGUACAUAAUAAUAUGUAUUAAACUGGUAUCGUGGUGAUAUAAUGUGGUGCAGUUACUUAUAUAUUAAAUAUCUAUUGUAUCCAUAGAAUAGGCAGCGUUAUUUCAAACAUAUUCAAGUUGGAAGUGGAAAUCAUUGCCUAGAAGUCAAUAUUCAGCAAAUCUUGUACAUAACUAUUUUGAUGGCAAAUGUUAAGCCUUUUAAAAGGAAAGAGUAGAUUGGAAAAUGAUUUUUUUCCAAAUGAUGUUUUUCCCUUCUAAUAUACUAUAAGGUGAUGAGCUUCAGGACAGGCGACACGACCCUGCAGAGGCCACGUGCUGUGGGAUGCCAGCGGGAUGGGGAGCUCACAAGUGCUUUCACUGAAGAUUUGUUCAUAUACUGUGUAUUGAUUUUUGUGUAAUGUAUCAUCAUUGCUUUUGUAAAUACGUAAAACUGUAAUUUUUUAAUGGUGUGCUUCCCUUAUACUUUUUUGAUCAGAGAAUUUUGGAAAGUACCAAAGAAGCAGGGGAAUCGUUGGCCAGUGUUACAUUUUCACAUUGUCUGUCUCCCACCCUCACUGAUCAUGCCUGCCCUGGAGCAGCGUGUGGCGGUGACACCGUCACCCAGCAUGCGCCACGCUGUGGCUCCCACCAGCAGUGCCACCACCGCCGCCACACCCCAGAUCCCACCCGCCCUGCAGUGGCCUUUCCUUGUCAUCAGAGUAGAGAAUGCACAGGUGUUGGUGAGGACGUGCGGCUGAGCACUACAUGUCAAGUCCAGGGUCAGUUUUCAUCCCAAUUCUCCCCGCAGCCCGAAGAAUGGAUCCUUGUCUCAAAUGUCAGCACAAAGGAGGCUUUUUCUGUGCUUUGACAUUCUAGCAGUUCAGGGAUGGGAGGGAGGGGAAAUCCUGGAUGCUGGAUGGGGUAUUUCUCUGAGGCCUACACAAAGCUGGACAUCCCCAGGCUCUACUCUAUCCCACUGGAGUCUCUUCUUUUUUGAUAGUGGGGAGGGAGGAAGUACGACUAAUGUUGGAGCCUGAAACUUUGGAAAUGCUGCUAAAAUUUUUAUAUUGACAAACAUUUUCUUGGUACUUCAUUGUGAUUUUUCAUUAAUCAACCAUAUUAAAUUUAUAAUAAAAAAUGCCCCUCGGAA